AGUCCGAUUGACGUGAUCGGUGACUUACACACCCACUUGAGACCAAACAUUUGAGCUGCAGGCAAGCCUUUAUAACGUAGACGGAACGAGUAUCAUCCUACAACCGGUCUGACUAGGGGAGACUAGAGGCGAGCCGACAGUGAUGGCUACUCCAACGAAGGUGCUAAUGCUGCAUGGACACUCGCAGAAUGCUAGUAUAUUCAGUAAACGCCUUGGGGCCUUGAGGAAAUCGAUGGGAAAAGGCAUUGAAAUGGUAUUCGUGGACGGACCCAUUGUCUUACUUCCUGUUGACUUCGACGGCACCGCUUCAUUGGCAGCUCUCGGAGCCUCAGAGGCGAACACGACAUCCUCUGAUCCUUCGACUACGCCCCGAGCUUGGUGGAAAUCUAACCCGGAGAGAACAAUCGCCCACGGGUUAGAAGAGUCUAUACUCCUUUUGAAAGAUAUUCUUCAACGUGAUCGAUAUGAUGGUGUGUUUGGCUUCAGUCAAGGAGCAGCUAUGGCUGCUCUGCUUGCCGCUCUCCUAGAGCGGCCUCACUCAUACCCUCCCUUUCUCAUCGACGGAGAGGCUCCUCACCCACCUUUCAAAUUCUGUGUAGCCGUCUCAGGCUUUAAGGCACCCGGGUCACUCAGUGCAGAAACUUUUGGGACAUCGUAUUCUACACCCACCCUGCACGUUCUCGGGAGAACUGAUGUCAUUGUCGUUGAGGAGCGCUCGAAGGGUCUGCUUGAUCUCUCACAGAACAAGAGAUUGGAGGAGCAUGAUGGCGGACACUUCGUGCCCUCGAAGGCCAAAUGGAGGGAGUUCUUCCGCAAUUACUUGGCUGAUCCUCUUGGAGUGAUUCCUUCCCCAGAACCGAGAACUGUUCUUCAGCCUGCCCCCGGCGAUUGAUACGAUACCUCGAACUGUAAUAGAGCUACGUGAUAGAAAUGCUAUACUUCACACAGGCGCAAA
Messenger RNA from Suillus subalutaceus, 955 nucleotides. Its product is annotated as serine hydrolase FSH. NCBI's taxonomy places the organism in Eukaryota, Fungi, Basidiomycota, Agaricomycetes, Boletales, Suillaceae. Bases 143 to 892 code for a protein of 249 amino acids. Gene Ontology annotation, cellular component: cytoplasm; nucleus. The record is from RefSeq and is a predicted model, not a curated record. The transcript is spliced from 9 exons.